AAAAUGUCAUGUUGUCUGUGUGUCUGUGUUCAGUGUUUUCUCUCAUCAGAUUCUCAGAUUCGCUAGAUCUCGUCCGUCGAUUGAUUGAUAUUUAAUUUUCGAUUUGUUGUGUUUUUGUGCAAAAAAUAUACGGGUAGCAGCUAUUGACAAAGAUAAAUGUUAAAAUUUUAAUAACCAAAUACGCAGUAGAAGAAAUCAAACGUCCGAAGGAAACAUGGUUGCUGUUACAGAUGAUGAAGGUACCAAAAAAGUGCCCACAUUUCAUAUUAUACGUGAGGUGUAUGACAGUGCAAAUGCCCAUCAACGGUUCGAGGCUGAACUCGAAAAGGCCCUGGAGGCAAAAGUCGAUUAUAUUAUCAUAGAACCCCCCAGACUGGGUGAUGAAACUGGUCGCUGGAUAUCUGUGGGUAAUUGUCUACACAAAACCGCUGUUGUUUCUGGUCUGGCCUCGUUGCUGUCGUCAUUGAUAUGGCCCAGCCGGCCUGUCAUAGCGGGGCCCAUUUGUGCAGUAUCGUUAUUUUGUUCCGGCUUGUAUACAGUAUCAUGGAAUUAUGAUCCCUGCUGCCAGUACCAGGUUGAAAACGACGAAGAAGUUUUGAAUAAACUGCCCUUAGCUGAUGUCUCAUCUCCUGUGAUCUUGGGCUAUGAGCCCAAUACAAAAACCAAAUAUUUACAACGUAGUGUUACCCUCCUUUCCGCUGCAUUCUGUGCUUGGCAAAUCUGGCGAUCCUACAAGUAGUCUGGCCAGACCACUAAACACAAAUAUUACAAAAAAGAAAAAAGCAAAAUCCAGCAGUAAAAAAUUCAAAAUAUAUCCAAGAAAACGCGAGCUCAUCCCUCUAAAAGAAACAAAAAGCAACAACAACACAAUAUUACUUCUCUGCACAUUUUGUUGUAAAAACGCAGCAGCAGUAACAGCAAUCCUUAAUUUUUUCGUGGCAUAGAAAAAUUUUGAAGGCCAAUACCGAAAUAUCUCAGUUUUAUUUUAUAUACAUAUAAAGAAUUAUUUUCUGAUUUUAUUAUAUUUGUUAAAAUAUACGUAUUUUUUUUUUGUUUUGCAAAGAACAGAAGAGACAGACAACACAAGAAAAUGAAACGCAGAAACAAACAAACUAUGAAACAAUAAGUUUUUAACAUUGAUUAUUUAGCAAGAACUUAUUUUUUACAAUUGCGCAGUGUUAAGGUUUACAAUUGUGGACAUUUUAAAUGCAUUUUUUAAUUUAUAUUAUAAAGUUAGUAAGACAUAAUUAAUUAAUUAUUAAAUACUUCUUAUUUUAAUUUCCAAGUUAUCUUUUAAAUGUUUUUGCUUUAUAAUUUUAGUUGAUGUUUGAGUGUUCUGUCAUGUCUAACCGACCUGCCCAACUGCAAUUGAAGCCAGCUUCCAAAAAUUUAGAUAUUUUGUCAAUUCAAAAGCACUUUAGAAGAAACAUUUUUUUUUUGAUUUCAAGUAUUUUUUUUUUUUUGGUUUGUAGAAGAAAUUUAAUUUUUCGUUCUUUUAAAAAAAAUGCAUUUCUGUUUCUUUUUAUUAAUAAUGAAAAUAAUCCUUUUUUGUUUUUUAUUCCAUGUGUUUGCUGUUUUAUUUUUUGGUUUUAUUGAAAAAAAAAAAAAAAACAAUGCUAGAAUUUUCUUUAUGUCUUCAAUUGUGUAAGAAAGAUCCUGUGUUUAUACUCUGUUUUCUUUUCUUAGAAUAUUUUAUUUUCCAACGUAAAAGAAAAACAAAGCAUGGUUAUUUUAGGCGAUUUUGUAUUAGUUGUAAACAUAAAUGAAACUCACUCAAAAUUGUUAAUAAUAUGUAAUAUAAUUCUAAAGUGAAAAUAAAUAAAAUUAAAUAAUAUAAACGA
Musca domestica (house fly) is the source of this 1841-nucleotide messenger RNA. Its product is annotated as transmembrane protein 11 homolog, mitochondrial-like. Bases 215 to 739 code for a protein of 174 amino acids. The record is from RefSeq and is a predicted model, not a curated record. Gene Ontology annotation, biological process: inner mitochondrial membrane organization. Gene Ontology annotation, cellular component: mitochondrial inner membrane. The transcript is spliced from 3 exons. Lineage: Eukaryota; Metazoa; Arthropoda; Insecta; Diptera; Muscidae.